Messenger RNA from Lithohypha guttulata, 2211 nucleotides. It is a transcript of the gene PRM1, whose product is annotated as plasma membrane fusion protein prm1. The record is from RefSeq and is a predicted model, not a curated record. Bases 1 to 2211 code for a protein of 736 amino acids. Gene Ontology annotation, cellular component: mating projection tip. The transcript has 2 exons. Lineage: Eukaryota; Fungi; Ascomycota; Eurotiomycetes; Chaetothyriales; Trichomeriaceae.
AUGGAAUGCGCCUUCUUGGCUGGUAAUGCUCCAUCUAUGCCUGCUGGCAGUCAUGAGAUGCGAGAAUACUUCUCCGACCGAGACCCACCUCGAUCUACACCACAUACUGCACCAUCCGUCACACCCUACCUGGGUCUACAGGCCCGACUAUCUCAAGUUUGGAUAAAUCGCUGGACGAUUUUGUUGUUACUUGUUCUUGCCCGAACUCUCAUCGCCCUUCACGAUCUUAAUGGAAACCUUUCCUCGGCUCGUAGAGAAGCCCUAUCAGCAUGUACAUCAGUCGAAGACAUGGGUUCAGCCAUGGCAUCAAUGCCUCACUAUAUGUCCCAAGGAGUCAACGAACUUACAGCCUCUGGUAUCGAAAGAGCUGUCAAUGGCCUUUACUCAAUGGCGACGAUGAGCGUGACAGCCGUUGAAGAAAUAGUCGUGUUCGUGAUUGGUCUGAUGACCAAUACUUACCUCUGCUUGAUCACUCUCGUCGUUAGUGGUAGUCUUCGUGCCGUCAUUGGCGUGAUCGAGGACGCCAACAAGAAGCUCGGCGAGCUCGUCUCGAGCAUUGGCGACGACAUGGGCACCGCCCUGUCUGGCAUCGACAAAGCUCUGGACGGUGUUCGAGACGCUGUACAGAAGAUCACGCUCGGUCUCGGGAGCAGCCUUGUUGUUCCUGAUAUUGACCUCACUAAGCAGAUUGACGCGGUCAGAAACCUCAAAAUGCCCGAAGGACUCGAUGCAGAUCUGCAGAAGCUCAACAACUCAAUACCAAACUUCGAUCAAGUCAAGAAUUUUACCGAAACCGUUAUUCGCACGCCGUUUGUGCUGCUCAAGAACGAGAUCAACGAGAGUUUGGGUGUUUACAACUUUGACCGAAGUCUCUUUCCGGUUCCACAGAAAGAGCAGAUGAGUUUCUGCAGCGACGACAACGGUAUCAACGGCUUCUUCGAUAGUCUUGUGAAGCUCAUCUACGACGCCAAGAAGAUCUUUAUCGGCACUCUCAUAGUUGCGGCUAUCGUAGUUUGCAUCCCUAUGGCUUACCGAGAGAUCCGUCGCUGGCGUCUUAUGCAAGACCGAUCCCGUCUGGUCGGCAGCAAUGCUCACGAUCCUCUUGAUGUGGUCUAUAUUGUCAGCCGACCACACACUUCUGGUUUCGGGAUUACGCUCGCAGGCAAGGUCAAAUCCCUUCGAAGGCAAUAUUUGAUCAGAUGGGUUGUCGCGUACUCUACAACUGAAGCUGCGCUCUUUGUGCUUGCACUGGGCAUUGCUGGCUUGUUUACCUGCCUCUGCCACCUCAUUAUUCUGAGGCAGAUUCAAGCUCAAGUACCACAACUCACAAGUCAAGUUGCAGAUUUUGCCGAUAAGGUCAUGUUUCAGCUCAAUAACGCUUCCGAGCGAUGGGCACUAUCAACAAAUGAUGUUAUACUGCAAAAACAAAGCGAUAUCAAUGGAGACAUGUUCGGCUGGGUCAAUAUAACUGUAAACGCAAUCAACGACACGCUUAACAAGUUUACAUCGGAGACCACGAACGUCCUCAAUUCGACUUUUGGUGGCACCAUCUUGUAUGACCCGAUCACUGAAGUUUUUAACUGCUUGGUCGGACUCAAGAUCGAAGGUAUCCAAAAGGCACUUACCUGGGUUGAGGACCACGCUCACGUCAGCUUUCCACAAUUACCCAAGGAUACAUUCUCACUUGGUGCAGCUGCCUCACUCGCUGGAGAUUCGUCGUCUGACUCAUCGUUUCUCGCCUCACCUGGCGACGCUACAGCAGACAAAAUCUCUUCAGCCGUGGUCCGAGUGACUAACAGUUUACUCGACGACAUCAAGACCGAGGCGAUCAUUUCCACCGUUGUCGUGCUGAUCUGGUUCUCCAUCGUCCUUGUCGCAAUUCUACGUGCUCUGAUACUCUGGUAUGGUCGCGACAAGACACGAGGCGAAGGCGGGAUACCGAACUUCGAUUCCGUUUCACCCACAAACUGCCACCCAAGCAUCAGCGCACCUAUGGAUUUCAGAACAGAUGGCCAAGAUCGCUUCAAGAGCACAGACGACAACUUUACGGAGAUCCCAUUGCAAGAUGAGCGCCAAGUUCCUGCUGAACCGGCACCGCACUACAGCAGGGACGAUCCUUUCGGCGACGAAAAAGCUGCUCCUGUGCGAUUGACCUUGCAGACGCAGAAUCUAGCUCAACGCCAGAGCUACUAUGGCGAUAAUAAGGCGUGA